UGCUAGUAAGAAUGUUUUCUUCCUGAGAAACAGGACCGUCCGUCAACACUUGUAAUAGGCGCUAGUUUUAUAUUUAUCCAAAGUCGCCUAAUACUGUUCCGUAUUUAUCGGUUUUGCUACACCAUCAAAGUGGACAAUGGAGGGUGAUUCAGUGUUCUACACCGAUCGAAGUGGAAGAGUCACCAGUAACCCCUUGCUCGACCAGCUCCCCAGCUACCAGUCCUUGCUGUACCGCAGGAAGUCGCAGACUGGCGGCACCAAGCGCAGGAACAGCUCUCGAGCCCAGAUUGGCUCUUCCAGCAGUGGCAAAUGGGCUGUGGGUACUCUAAGUAGACAUGAAGAGAAACACAAGAGCCAGAUGGUGCACAGACCAAUCAGAGAGCUUGCCAAGACCAUGGCUGAGAAACGCAGAGACAAAGAACUACGCCUGCAAGAGGAUGGAGAGCUCAAUAGCUGGAGGCAGUGGAGGCAAAGCACCUUCAGGUAUCUCCGCAGGCUGCAAGAUAACGUCCAUGAUUGGAUGACCUCCCUGCAGCUCUGGAGGAGUGACAUCCACCUGAUAGAAGGGAUGUUUGGCACGGGGAUCCUGUCCUACUUUUCUUUCCUGCGCUUCCUUGUCAUGCUCAACCUGAUCAUCUUUACCCUCAUGUUCAGCUUCGUCUUGUUGCCCAUCAUCAUUUCCCCUCACGCUUCAGGAAACAUCACCUACAACCUGGAUGAUGGUGGUGUUUGCAGUGUUUAUCCAAGCAGUGCUCGCCGAGGACUUGUCAUCUUUCACGAACACAUCACUGAUCUGUUGUCUGGGGGAGGCUUUCUUGAGCAAACCUAUCUCUUUUAUGGAUAUUACAAGGCGGACAAAAUCCACUUCCCCAAGGUCACCUAUAAUUUGCCUCUAGCCUACCUGCUGGUCACCAUAGCAUACCUCUUUCUCAGUCUCAUCUGGAUUGUCAAGAGGUCUGCUACCGGUUUCAAACGUAGCCUGAUUCAGGAUGAGGAUCGCUUCCAGAGUUUUUGCAACAAGAUCUUUGCCGGUUGGGACUUUUGUAUCACCAAUGGGAAUGCUGCUCGGCUGAAGAGAAGCAGUCUGCUUUAUGAACUUAAGACUGAUUUGGAGGAAGAGAGGAUCAAACAGAAAAUAGCAGAUCGCACCCGCAAAGAGAAAUGUCGCAUUUACCUCCUACGCUUCAUCCUCAACCUGUUUGUCAUUGCUGUACUGGCUGGUUGCUUCUACAGCAUUUUCCUUGCCACCAUCUUCUCCCAGCAAGCACAGAUGAAUGAGGUCAAGGAGAAUUUCAUCGUGGAUCUCAUCUAUGAGUAUCUGCCAUCAAUUGUUAUCACCUUGGCUAAUUUCAUCACGCCCCUCCUUUUCUCAGUCAUCAUCAACUACGAGGACUACUCGCCUGCCUUCGAGAUCCGCUUCACUCUCAUCAGGUGUGUAUUCAUGCGACUGACCAGCAUUGGCGUCUUGCUCUUCUCACUGUGGUCUCAGAUAACGAAAUGCAAAGAGGAGCCUUGUGUCUGCGGCUAUAACCAUUUGCUCUACUCUUGUUGGGAGACGCGUGUCGGCCAGGAAAUGUACAAACUUACGAUCUUUGACUUCAUCAUCAUCGUGGCAGUCACCGCCUUUGUGGAGUUUCCCAGAAAGCUGAUAGUGAAGUACUGCGACUGUGGUCUUGCCAAGUGGUGGGGUCAGCAGGAGUUCGGUAUCCCUCAGAAUGUUCUUGAGAUUGUCUAUGGCCAGACUAUCUGUUGGAUCGGUACAUUCUACUCCCCUAUGCUGCCUGCUAUCUGCACCAUUAAGUACUUCUUUAUCUUUUACAUCAAGAAGGUGUCACUGAUAAAAAAUUGCCGCCCGGCUACACGCCCAUUCAGAGCCUCCAGUUCCAACUUUUUCUUCCUGGGUGUUCUCCUGAUCGGCCUGAGUUUGGCUUGUGUGCCGGUCAUUGUUAGUGUAGCACAGAUAAACUGUUCCCAGGCAUGUGGACCAUUUGUCAACUACACCACCUCUUGGGAGGUGCUGCCGAAUGCCGUUUCCCAGCUACCCAGUGGACUCCAAACUCUCCUCUUCAUCCUUUCAUCUGAGGCCUUUGCUGUGACCUUUUUUGUUUGUACAUGUUUGGCAAUGUUUUAUGUGAUUGCUCUAGCUGGAGCUCACAAGAGGGUCAUUAAGCAACUAAGGGACCAACUUGCCAUGGAGGGUCGAGACAAGCAUUUCCUGAUCCAGAAGCUUUGCCAGGCCCAGAAGGUGUCAGCGAUCACAUUUCCCGGGUCAAAAAGUCAGCGCCGCUCCAGCAGAAGCAGCCCCAGUUACCACACCAGCUUCUCGAACAAUUUUCCAGAAGGUUUGUUCUUGGCACAUCCACCUCCAGACACUUCUACUCAUGUGUGAAGCAGGAUUUAAGAGUUGAAGACGAACAAAGUACUAUACUACACUGGACUGAAAUGCACUACGGUCAGAUGGAACCAAACUGUAUUUGUGUUACAUAUUUUCUCUUUUUUUUACUGUUUCUUACCUUUGUAGUGUUUCAGUGACAAUCAAAUGUUGUAAAACAAUUGAAGCUAAUGUUUAUGUAUUUUCUGUCCCAAAUAACCAGUGAUUGUAUAAAAAAAAAACACUACCAUUGUAUGUUCCUUCUAAGAAGGACUUUACUGUAAACACUACUGUAUAUUGUACAUGAAUACUUACAAUGUUGUGCACUUGACAUGCAUUAAGACUCACUAUUUGGUUUACAGAAUUUGUUCUUGUAUUUUAAUAAAAUAAAGUACACUAUUUUUUUUUUUACCACAUUUGGAUAACAUUAAUAGGACUGGUUUUGCAAAUAACUGACUACGCAAUUGAAAACAGACAGACUACAACACAGCUUACACUAACUUAUCUAAUGUGGUAAAUGUUUUCUUUUAUUUAUUAUUUUGUGUGGUAAUUUUUCUCGAUGUUCUUAUUUUGUUUCAUAUUUUUGGUGCUGUGCAUGUGUAAAGGGAAAAUAAACCUCUAAAGAAAA
Messenger RNA from Dunckerocampus dactyliophorus (ringed pipefish), 2999 nucleotides. RefSeq names its product transmembrane channel-like protein 7. The transcript is spliced from 16 exons. The coding region runs from base 137 to 2389 and encodes 750 amino acids. Gene Ontology annotation, molecular function: mechanosensitive monoatomic ion channel activity. The record is from RefSeq and is a predicted model, not a curated record. Gene Ontology annotation, cellular component: plasma membrane. Lineage: Eukaryota; Metazoa; Chordata; Actinopteri; Syngnathiformes; Syngnathidae.